AUGGCUGCAGUGGAGAGGCAUGCUCGCGAUAGUGACCGUCCAGGACCAAGCUGGGCUGAUGCACAGGGCACUAUGGAGCUGCAGAUUGCCCACAUGGAGACGCGGCUGCGAGCAGCAGUCACGGAGCUUCUAGAGCCGACAGUCCAGAAGAUGACCGUUCUGGGAUCUGAGGUUGAGCACCUCAACACCUCCGUGGCGAGGCAUAUGAAGGAGCUGGACUCUCUACACUUGGGCCAGCUUCGAUUUCAGGAGCAGGUAGGCGCCGUCGCGCAGAUAAAGGAGGAAAUGGGUCGGUGGGACAGUCAGCGACGAAUCGCAGAGGCCUCCAUGGAUGAGAAGCUGGAAGCUAUGCUCCAGAAGCUGGAAGCACAGCGGUUUGCUUUGGAACAGAAGGAAUCCACGCUGCAUCAUAUGCAGCGGAAUCUGGAACGGGUGGCCAAUGAGGUAAACCGGCUUGUGGAGGAUCAGGACGCAGUUCGGGACAUCUGUGAAGCUCGUGUCGACGAGCAGAGCAGACGAUUCACUCAGUUCAAAGCUGAAACCGAAGUCCGAUUUGCCAGCAUGGAGAGGCAGCACAACGCCCUGAGUGAUGAACUCUGGGGAGAUGAGCUGGGAUUGGCGAAGAUAGCCGGAGAACUGAAAAAGACGAAUGCGACCUUCGGCAAGCUCGAGGAUGCAGUAGCUGCUCUACAAGAAGGCAAGGCAGAAGCCGUCCAGCUCGAGAAGCUGCGGGCAGACGUGGCCAAGAUGGUGCAUGAAGCGAAGACCUCCACUUCACAGAUGCGGCAGACCGUUGGUGAGGUGGUCAACGACGUGCGAGAGCAUUUUCGCACAGCGUCCGAGACCAUCGCCUCCCACAAUGCCAACUUUGUGAAGCAGGUGCGCGAGGAGUAUCAGGUCGAGCUGUCCAACUCCGCGAAGCUUCGGGAAGAGGUGAAAAGCUUUAUGAGCAAAGCCACGCAAAGUGUGGAGAGCCUGGAGCUGCGCGUAGAUGAGGUGGCAUCCAAGGCAAAUGCCUUGGCAGCCGAAGCACGUGAAGAGCUGGAGGAGCUGAACAGACGGAGGAAAAGGGACAAAACCUCGGCAGACAACGAGCUGAAGGCGCUGAAGAAGAGACUUGGUGGUGUUUUCGACAACUCUGAUGCAGUCCUCCGUGGAAUCGAGCACAUCUACUCGGUGCUGCAGCCAGUCCUGGAGAGUGAGCUGAUGCAAUGUGCUCUCGAGAAGCAGGAUGCAGUGGAUCGCGACAGAAUUUCCUUGAUGGGGGUCAAAGAUGACGAGCGAACUCUGGCCCGCACGACACAUACCGAACCUCAGCAACCCAGACCCGAGUGUCGUGUGAAAACGGCGCCCGGAGGCAUGAAGCCGUCCAACACCUCCAACACGGAUGCAAACCACGGAUUGGCGCAGGCCCAGAAGCCCGUGGUGAGGGUUGACAACCGCUGCGUCUCUUGCAGUGGGCAGGCUCCACUCGUGCUUGCUGCGUUCAAGAUGGCUUGCCUUCACUAUGCGCCUUCGCCGAUCGACUAUCGAGGCGCCGCCGUGGAGCGCUACGAACUUCUGGACCGCCGAGAGCAGCUCCUGCUCACGGCCAACAGAUCUUUGGUGCAAGGGCCAAGUGCCUUUGAUGGGGGCACAGGCUGA
Symbiodinium sp. CCMP2592 is the source of this 1644-nucleotide messenger RNA. The record is from the annotation of a GenBank genome assembly. NCBI's taxonomy places the organism in Eukaryota, Dinophyceae, Suessiales, Symbiodiniaceae.